Molecule: messenger RNA, 5782 nt
Organism: Choloepus didactylus (southern two-toed sloth)
Lineage: Eukaryota; Metazoa; Chordata; Mammalia; Pilosa; Megalonychidae
Gene: THBS2
Product: thrombospondin 2
Exons: 22
Coding region: 102-3620 (1172 amino acids)
Biological process (GO): negative regulation of angiogenesis; cell adhesion
Cellular component (GO): extracellular region
Molecular function (GO): calcium ion binding; protein binding
Source: RefSeq, a predicted model, not a curated record
CCAGCAAAAAUCAUAUUCUUUAAGGACUUGCUCUGGAACAUUUAAAUCAGUCAUCACUGCAUCUUUUCAAUAUACAAGGAGAUAAUCUUUGGAGAGGCAGGAUGCUGUGGAGGCUGAUCCUGCUGGGUGUGUGGGUUGUCUCCAGGACUCAAGCUGGUGACCUGGAUGAGGACACAUCCUUCGACCUUUUCAGCUCCAGCAACAUAAACAGAAAGACUAUAGGUGCCAAGCAGUUUCGAGGGCCUGACCCCACGGUGCCAGCUUAUCGCUUUGUCCGCUUUGACUACAUCCCUCCCGUGACCGCAGAUGACCUCAGCAGGAUCAUCAAGAAAAUGCAGCAGAAAGAAGGCUUCUUUCUCACGGCCACGCUGAAGCAGGACCGGAAGUCGAGGGGCACCCUCCUGGCUUUGGAGGGCCCGGGCAUCUCCCAGAGGCAAUUCGAGCUUGUCUCCAAUGGUCCAGCGGACACCCUGGACCUCACCUACUGGGUAGAUGGCUUCCAGCACGUCGUCUCCCUUGAGGACGUGGGCCUGGCCGACUCCCAGUGGAAGAACAUCACGGUGCAAGUGACAGGCGAGACCUACAGCCUGUACGUGGGCUGCGACCUGAUUGACAGCUUCACCCUGGACGAGCCCUUCUAUGAGCGCCUGAAAACCGAGAAGAGCAGGAUGUACGUGGCUAAAGGGUCUACUCGGGAGAAUCACUUCAGGGGCUUACUUCAGAAUUUUUACUUAGUCUUUGAAAAUUCUGUGGAAGAUAUUCUAAGCAAGAAGGGUUGCCAGCAAGGCCAGGAAACUGAAGUCAACUCCAUCAAUGAAAACACAGAGACACUCCAUCUCAGCCCUCAUGUGACCACAGAGUACGUUGGCCAAAGCACGGAGAAAAAGCCUGAAGUGUGUGAACGCUCCUGCGAAGAGCUGGGCAAGAUGAUCAACGAACUCUCCGGACUCCACGUCAUUGUGAACCAGCUCAGUGAAAACCUCAACAAAGUGUCCAAUGACAACCAGUUUCUCUGGGAGCUCAUUGGUGGCCGCCCGAAGAUGAAGAAUAUGUCAGUAUGUUGGCAGGAUGGCCGGUUCUUUGCGGACAAUGAAACCUGGGUGGUAGACAGCUGUACCACCUGCACCUGCAAGAAAUUUAAAACUGUUUGCCACCAAAUAACUUGCCCACCAGUGACUUGUGCCAACCCAUCCUUUGCUGAAGGUGAAUGUUGCCCUUCCUGUGUCCAUGACAUGGACAGUGAAGAAGGCUGGUCUCCUUGGGCAGAGUGGACCGAGUGCUCCGUCACCUGUGGCUCGGGGACCCAGCAGAGGGGCCGGUCCUGUGAUGUCACCAGCAACACCUGCCUGGGACCCUCCAUCCAGACGAGAGUGUGCAGCCUUGGAAAAUGCGACCACCGCAUCCGGCAGAAUGGCGGCUGGAGCCACUGGUCCCCAUGGUCUUCCUGUUCAGUGACCUGUGGAACGGGCAACAUCACGCGUAUCCGUCUCUGCAAUUCGCCGGUUCCGCAGAUGGGGGGGAAGAACUGCAAAGGAAGUGGACGGGAAACAAAGCCUUGCCAGGGCGCCCCGUGUCCCAUUGACGGUCGCUGGAGCCCCUGGUCCCCAUGGUCAGCCUGCCCAGUUACUUGUGCUGGAGGGAUUCGGGAGCGAACGCGGGUCUGCAACAGCCCAGAGCCCCAGUAUGGAGGAAAGGACUGUGUGGGCGAUGUCAAGGAACACCAGAUGUGCAACAAAAGGAGCUGCCCAGUUGACGGCUGUUUAUCCAACCCCUGCUUUCCUGGCGCCCAGUGCAACAGCUUCCCGGAUGGCUCGUGGUCCUGCGGCUCGUGUCCAGUUGGCUUCCUUGGCAACGGCACCCACUGUGAGGAUUUGGACGAGUGCGCCGUGGUCACAGAUGUCUGCUUCUCCACCAACAAGGCUCACCGCUGUGUGAACACAAACCCCGGCUUCCACUGCCUGCCGUGUCCCCCACGCUACAAAGGGGGCCAGCCUUUCGGGGUUGGCCUGGAGGCGGCCAGAACAGAAAAGCAAGUGUGUGAACCUGAAAACCCGUGCAAAGACAUGACUCACAACUGCCACAAGCAUGCAGAAUGCAUCUACUUGGGCCACUUCAGCGACCCCAUGUACAAGUGUGAGUGUCAGACUGGGUAUGCCGGCGACGGGCUCAUCUGCGGGGAAGACUCUGAUCUGGACGGCUGGCCCAAUAAGAACCUGGUCUGUGCCACCAAUGCUUCCUACCACUGUAUCCAGGAUAACUGCCCCCAUCUCCCUAAUUCUGGGCAGGAAGAUUUUGACAAAGAUGGCAUCGGUGAUGCUUGUGAUGAUGACGAUGACAAUGACGGUGUGAAUGAUGAGAAGGACAAUUGCCAGCUUCUAUUCAACCCCCAUCAAGCUGACUAUGACAAGGAUGAGGUUGGGGACCGCUGUGAUAACUGUCCUUAUGUGCACAACCCUGCCCAGAUUGACACAGACAACAACGGGGAGGGGGAUGCGUGUUCUGUGGACAUCGAUGGAGAUGAUGUCUUCAAUGAACGAGACAAUUGUCCUUACGUCUACAAUACUGACCAGAGAGACACCGAUGGUGAUGGAGUGGGUGACCACUGUGACAAUUGUCCUCUGAUGCACAAUCCUGACCAGACUGAUGUGGACAAUGACCUUGUUGGUGACCAGUGUGAUAACAAUGAAGACAUUGAUGAGGACGGUCACCAGAACAACCAGGACAACUGUCCCUACAUCUCCAACGCCAACCAGGCUGACCACGACAACGAUGGCCAGGGGGAUGCCUGUGACUCCGACGAUGACAACGAUGGCAUCCCUGACGACAGGGACAACUGCCGGCUCGUCUUCAACCCAGAUCAGGAAGACUCAGAUGGUGACGGGAGGGGUGAUAUUUGUAAAGAUGACUUUGACAAUGACAGCGUCCCCGAUAUCGAUGACGUGUGUCCUGAAAACAACGCCAUCAGCGAAACUGACUUUAGGAACUUCCAGAUGGUUCACUUGGACCCAAAGGGGACCACUCAGAUUGAUCCCAACUGGGUUAUUCGUCACCAAGGCAAGGAGCUGGUUCAAACUGCCAACUCGGACCCUGGCAUUGCUGUAGGUUUUGAUGAAUUCGGGUCCGUGGACUUCAGUGGCACCUUCUACGUCAACACGGACCGCGAUGACGAUUAUGCCGGCUUCGUGUUCGGCUAUCAGUCAAGCAGCCGGUUCUAUGUGGUUAUGUGGAAGCAGGUCACCCAGACUUACUGGGAAGACCAGCCCACCCGGGCCUACGGCUACUCCGGAGUGUCCCUCAAAGUGGUGAACUCCACGACGGGGACCGGAGAGCACCUGAGGAACGCUCUGUGGCACACCGGAAACACGGAAGGGCAGGUGCGUACGUUAUGGCAUGACCCCAAAAAUAUCGGCUGGAAAGAUUAUACAGCCUACAGGUGGCAUCUGACUCACAGACCUAAGACAGGUUAUAUAAGAGUAUUAGUCCAUGAAGGCAAACAGGUCAUGGCUGAUUCAGGACCCCUCUACGACCAGACUUACGCUGGUGGACGGUUAGGACUGUUUGUCUUCUCCCAAGAAAUGGUCUACUUCUCGGAUCUCAAAUAUGAAUGCCGAGAUGCCUAAACAAGACUUGCUGCGUUUCCAGCAAUGUACUGUACAUGCUGAGUUACCUAGACACCUCGGUGCAUCCUGGUAUUCCCAGCUUCUCUUUCUCUAGCAGCACCUCCUGUCCUCACCCUUACUCAAAGUGAUUAUUCACCUCCUGUCGUCGACUCUUAGCCCAAGUGCCUUCAGAGGAUAAAUAAUAACAGAACCCGAAGACGAACAUCCAGCCCACUACUGGAAAAACAGUUCUAUAAUAGAUGAGAAUUUAUGUGGAGUGAAAAUCGAGCAUGAUGUUACGUUGCUUUUUCUUCUUGUUUGUUUAAAAAGAUGACGUUUACAUAUAAAAUGUAAUUACUUGUUGUAUUUAUAUGUAUAUGGAGUUGAAGAGGAUACUGUGUUUAAGCCAUUAUCGUAAAUUAAGCAGGAAAAAUAUUGUUAAUCCACUUGCAGUGUUAAAGUUAUCACCAUUCUUGGAUUAGAGCUAUUCUACAAUAACACACAAAUCCUGUUAGGUCAAUUAGAUAAAAAAGAGCCAACUCAAGGUUGCAGCUAUGCCUCAAUAAGGAAGAAGUUAGAAGAUAACAACCAUGUGAGACUCUGGCCUGACAGCAGAUGAUGUAGGAAAUCAAUUAACUUGGAACAUAAAAUAAUUACAAGAAUAAAUGAUUAUAAUACUCCCCCACCCCAAUUCUCUUACAAUGGAACGCCUCAAAUUAUGCACAGAUGCAGUUUUAUCAAGAAAGGAAUAUCUUUGCAAUAUGGAUUUAACUUGGUUCCGGAUAUGAACCUGGUAAUGGCAAAACUUAAUGUAAGUAUAAGUUUAACAGAACGAAGUACCUUAGUUUAAAUUGGUCACUCUUGCUGUUUUAACAUUGAGAGAAUUCUUGGCAAUUGUCAUUUGAUUUUGCAUUCUGCUCACCAGAAUUUCUGCUCGAGCUUCUUUCCCCAUUUCCACUUCUGAAGAACGACAAGUAGGCAAAUCAGCAAAUGCACUUUGGUAUCUAAUUCCUAUUCUAGGCUUUGCAAAUUAUGGAAGUGUUGCUUUUACCUAAUUUGGUGACACAUUUCUUAAGGUUCCAGUUAUAAAUGUUUUGUUAAUAUUUAUUAAAUGAAUAUGGAAUGCAACUCCAUUCCCAAUAACUUAUUUUAAGUAUGCCAAAUAAUACGUAAGUAGUAUAAUUUCUAGAAAUAAACAUAUAACACUAUAUAAUAAUAUAUAGAUACAGUUACAGCAAAAUAUGUGCCUGUCAAAAUAUAAGGGUUUAUGAUAUAUUGUCAUAAUAAAGCAUGCUGUAAAAUGUAAUAGAAUAAAUAAAUAAUGAUGAAGAGUUUAUAAAUGGAACCUUAAUAUACAGUUGCCAAUAAUUUUAAUACAACAUUUUUUACUGCUAUCUCUCUGCUGUAUAUAGGAUUUUUUAAAAAAUUGAUUGCUUCAUACCAUAAUUUAGUCUUACCAGAUACACCAAUUAAUCAGCCAUGCAGUGAUAUUCCCAUGUUUGAGCUCUUUUUUUGCUUUAAUUUGCAUGAUCUUCCUGUAGGAUAUAUUAGUUAAUCCCAUUCCACGUAAGGGGUUUAAUAAAAGAAGAUUUUCUUGUCUGUCUGAUGUAGGGCAAAUCUUUCUCCCCUUCCUGUGAGUAGUGAUCUCAUUUUUAUGUCAAAUAGAAAGGAACCAUAACUUUGGUCUUAAUUACACACUUCAUUCGCAUUUUGAUACAAUUAUUUUGUUGCUUCCUCUGAGGUUAGUUUUUCAUUUUGUUUUGUUUUGAUGCACUUUUUUUCUGUUUUGUUUUUGUUGUUUUGUUGUUUUUGGUGUGUGUGUGUGUAACUGUAUUCCCAGGAGCAGCAAAGGGUUGGGAGACUUCAUUAAAUGUAACGAUUGUAAAGAAUGUGCAGGUUUUCUGUUUCGGUGGUGUUUGGUCAAACCAUUCAAUGGUGUGGGGAUGAUGAUGUUAAUAUUUAGAAUGUACCAUAUUUUUUUGUAAAUUAUUUAUGUUGUUUUUAAACAAACGUUUCAUACAGGUUAAUGGAAAUUCAUUUGUUUUGCCAAAGACUGUAAAUAUUUAUUUAUUUGUUCACAAGGUCAAAAUUUCACCACCGAAGUCCUACAUUUAGCUAGAGCCUCAUUUUUAUACUUUGAUGAUUAAUAACAGGAAAUAAAUUGUAAAAAGGUUUUCUGCAAA